GGUGGGGCGGGGCCAAGCACCGGGCGGCGGCGGUGGAGACGAGCAUAAGCUGCGGGUGCGGGCGGACCAGUCGACUGACCAUGGCCUCCAAAUGCCCCAAGUGCGACAAGACCGUGUACUUCGCUGAGAAGGUGAGCUCCUUGGGCAAGGAUUGGCAUAAGUUUUGCCUCAAGUGUGAGCGCUGCAACAAGACGCUGACGCCAGGGGGCCAUGCUGAGCAUGAUGGGAAGCCCUUCUGCCACAAGCCUUGCUACGCUACGCUGUUUGGACCCAAAGGUGUGAACAUCGGUGGCGCAGGCUCCUACAUCUAUGAGAAGCCUCCAGCUGAGGGGACCCAAGUCACCGGCCCCAUUGAGGUCCCUGUGGCCCGUGCUGAGGAGCGGAAGGCCACUGGUCCCCCAAAGGGGCCCAGCAAAGCUUCCAGCGUCACGACCUUCACAGGGGAACCCAACAUGUGCCCCCGCUGCAACAAGAAAGUCUAUUUCGCCGAGAAGGUGACGUCUCUAGGCAAGGAUUGGCACCGGCCAUGUCUGCGCUGCGAGCGCUGUGGGAAGACCCUGACGCCCGGUGGGCACGCCGAGCACGACGGCCAGCCCUACUGCCACAAGCCCUGCUACGGAAUCCUCUUUGGACCCAAGGGCGUGAACACUGGGGCCGUGGGGAGCUACAUCUAUGACCGGGACCCUGAAGGCAAAGUUCAGCCUUAG
Molecule: messenger RNA, 707 nt
Organism: Chrysochloris asiatica (Cape golden mole)
Lineage: Eukaryota; Metazoa; Chordata; Mammalia; Afrosoricida; Chrysochloridae
Gene: CRIP2
Product: cysteine-rich protein 2
Exons: 8
Coding region: 81-707 (208 amino acids)
Source: RefSeq, a predicted model, not a curated record